Cinara cedri is the source of this 642-nucleotide messenger RNA. The record is from the annotation of a GenBank genome assembly. Lineage: Eukaryota; Metazoa; Arthropoda; Insecta; Hemiptera; Aphididae.
AUGAUGAGGGCCGGCGCGGAUUUCGCGCAACAGUUGCAGUACUAUUGCGAAUCUUUCGACGACGACCCGUUUGCCCGACGAUACGAACCCAAUUCGGUGGCGGCGUCGGCGGCCGGGACGUCGGCAGCGUCCGAUCAUUUCGCGGACUUCACGGUGACGGCGGCGGCCGAUUAUUGCAGUUCGGUGACCAGCGACGGGAGCGAAAUGGCGACGGGUCGCCGUGGCGUCGUGCGGGCGGCCGAUCCGAUUUCGACGGGGCGAAAACGCCGGAGAUUGGCGGCCAACGCGCGCGAGAGGCGCCGCAUGAACAACCUGAACGAAGCGUUCGACCGACUCCGGGGUGUAGUACCGGCCGCCGAUGACGAACGCAAGUUGUCCAAGUUCGAAACGCUCCAAAUGGCCCAGACGUACAUCAUGGCUCUGCACAACCUGCUCGGCGGUGAACCGACCGAGGUACCGCCCGCUGCAUUUACUGUGGCCGUGACAACCACCAAGACGACAGUCACGACGGCCGCGGCCGAUCAUCCCCAUCAACAGCGAUACUGCGACAUGCGGUGCUACAGUGUCCCUAUACUGCAACAGCAGUGGCCGAACGGCGGCGACGGUUUGUACACGUGGACUACUUCGCCGGGGUCGGGUUAG